CUGUUUUUCAGGAAAACGUCUUUAUCUUAGAGUUAAGGGAAAAAAGUGGAAAAGCAACAGAUCCGAGGGGCGUUUUAUGUUGUCGAAUAAACUCUGAAUCGUCUCUCAGGAUAAGCCGUGCUGUAGGGGAUGCUGGGGGUGUCAGAGAUGACGGGCAGCAACAUGGCCAAUGCCCUGGCAAACGCCUCGUGCGAACGGUGUAAAAGCGGCUUUGCCCCGGCGGAAAAAAUUGUCAACAGCAAUGGCGAGCUGUAUCACGAACAGUGCUUCGUCUGCGCUCAGUGUUUCCAGCAGUUUCCUGAAGGGCUCUUUUAUGAGUUUGAGGGAAGGAAAUACUGUGAGCAUGAUUUCCAGAUGUUGUUUGCUCCCUGUUGUCACCAAUGUGGAGAGUUUAUAAUUGGGCGUGUGAUUAAGGCCAUGAAUAACAGCUGGCACCCUGACUGUUUCUGCUGUGAUAUCUGCCAAGCCGUGCUCGCCGAUGUUGGAUUCGUCAAGAACGCCGGCCGCCAUCUCUGCCGUCCAUGUCAUAAUCGCGAGAAAGCUCGGGGCCUCGGGAAGUACAUCUGUCAGAAGUGUCACGCCAUCAUUGAGGAACAGCCCCUCAUUUUCAAAAAUGACCCCUACCAUCCUGACCACUUCAACUGCAGCAACUGCGGUAAGGAGCUGACUGCCGAUGCUCGCGAGCUGAAAGGUGAACUCUACUGCCUCCCCUGCCACGAUAAGAUGGGUGUGCCGAUCUGCGGAGCGUGCAGGCGUCCAAUUGAGGGCCGUGUGGUCAAUGCCAUGGGCAAACAGUGGCAUGUCGAGCAUUUUGUCUGUGCCAAGUGCGAGAAGCCUUUCCUGGGACACCGUCAUUACGAGAGAAAAGGUCUUGCUUACUGCGAGACUCACUACAACCAGCUCUUUGGUGAUGUUUGUUACCAUUGCAACCGUGUGAUCGAAGGAGACGUGGUGUCGGCUCUGAAUAAGGCUUGGUGUGUGAAUUGCUUCUCGUGCUCGACCUGUAACACCAAACUCACUCUCAAGAACAAGUUUGUGGAGUUUGACAUGAAGCCAGUGUGUAAGAAAUGUUACGAGAAGUUUCCUCUGGAGCUGAAGAAGAGACUCAAGAAGCUUGCAGAGACCUUGGGCCGCAAGUAGAUGAUCUCGCCAUCUUUGGUGCUUGAAGAAUGAAUGGAGACCAAACAAAAUCUGGGCUGUAUUUGGGCUGUAUCUGGGCUGUAGCCAGCAGAUUUUCUUUGGUCUCAUUCCAACAGAUGUUCUUGUGUCUUAACACACUGCAACCAAAACCAAAUACUUUUAUAUUGUUUAUUGAUAUAUAUAUGUACUUGCAUGUUUAUGAAGAUAAUUCUAGUUGUAGUCACACUGUUCAGAGCACGUUUUUGACAUUUGUUGCUUCAUAUGCAAUGCCACAGAGGUUUUUCUCAAGGCUGUAACCCUUCCUAUGUCUGACCCUGGGUCUGGCUUUGAUGUAUUGAUCUAAGAGUUGUAUUUGAUAUUUAAUGUAUGCUCAAGCCUCACAUAUUUCUGCCAGACAGGGGAUCAAAAGUUAAUGCAUGAUGUAAUGAGCCUAGAGGAACACGACAACCUCUAAACCAAACUCUUCGCUCGACUGAACAAAGCGUUCAAGCUGUGUAAUCUCCUUCUCAGCUUAAAUUAUCUUGCUUUAUUAAAGCCUUUGCUGUGUUCUCGAAAUAUGCAAUAAAUUACACCACUUAUAUUUCUUCUGAGAGGUUUAUGAACUGUGUUGACUGUCUUGCAUCAUAACAUUCUUGUCUUUUUCAUUUCCUCUUAUGAGUUUAGUUUUAUGACAUGCCUGCCUUAUUUUUCUGGAGGAAAAACGCCUUUUAUACUCUCCAAAUGUAAUGAACUCGUGCCUUGUUUCGUUAUUUACAUUGACCGCAAUUACUUGUGAUUUAUGUAACAAUUGACUGAACCUAAACAUGAUUCGACUGUACUUGUAACGGUUGAUUUCAUCAUCUAUUUUUAAGUAUGAAAGUUUUAACCUCACUACAUUUCUACUCAAUAUACAUUAUUAUAUUUUGUGUUUGAUUAUGCAUUUAGUUCCCUUUUUUUUUUUUUUUUUUUUUUUUUUUUUUUUUUAAAGGAAUUCAUUCCUUUUAUUACAUUCAGGCAUUUCAUUUUAAUUUACAGCAGAAUUUAGAGCCAUAGCAAAACUACUUUAUGAAUUCAUCACGGCCUGCAUUCACAGAAUGAUGCAUUUUGGCAAAAUAUGUAUUAAUAUGCUUGUUGGCAGCUUUUAAAUAAAUCUCACUAUGUUCUGUACGAAAUUUAAAAAUAUAUGAAUAAAGUAUGCACUAUUUCUGAUAUCAUCA
Messenger RNA from Megalobrama amblycephala (Wuchang bream), 2336 nucleotides. RefSeq names its product LIM and senescent cell antigen-like domains 1 (gene lims1). The record is from RefSeq and is a predicted model, not a curated record. Gene Ontology annotation, cellular component: cell-cell junction; focal adhesion; cytoplasm. The transcript is spliced from 10 exons. Bases 130 to 1140 code for a protein of 336 amino acids. Gene Ontology annotation, biological process: cell-cell junction organization; cell-cell adhesion; positive regulation of integrin-mediated signaling pathway. NCBI's taxonomy places the organism in Eukaryota, Metazoa, Chordata, Actinopteri, Cypriniformes, Xenocyprididae.